AUGGUAAACGAGACAAGUCAUCUUUCUGGAGACACUGAUCCUGUAAUUGACCAGUCGUGGCCUCUGAACUGCCCAGCUAGCAUCAGUCUUCCCCCUGACUCUGUCAAGUCCAAGACUUGUGUGGCGGCCCUGGAUAGUGUGGAUAGCCUCUCUUGGGGUGUCUUGAGCCUUCUCAAUCGGCUCUACAUGACUAGAGGUCUGGAUGUCCUGGGGCAGUCAAGGUCCGUGAUAAAAGCCAGCCCAGCUCCUCACUCUCUCGUCCACUUCUCUUGCCUCCAUCUCCUUGGGAGUCAGGUGCACCUCCAGCCCCAAGUCAUGUCCUGCUGUGAUCAGUGCCAGCCCUGCCAGCCCUGCGGCCCGACCCCGCUGGCCAACAGCUGCAACGAGCCCUGUGUCAGGCAGUGCCAGAACUCCACCGUUGUCAUCCAGCCCUCUCCCGUGGUGGUGACCCUGCCCGGCCCCAUCCUCAGCUCCUUCCCGCAGAACACCGUUGUGGGCUCCUCCACCUCUGCUGCUGUUGGCAGCAUCCUCAGCUGUGACGGAGUGCCCAUCAACUCCGGGUGCUGUGACCUCUCCUGCAUCACCAGCCGCUACUGUGGCAGAAGGUGCCCCCCCUGCUAAAGCCCCUGGUGACAGCCCGGACAAGGACCACCCCAAAACCAGCAGCUGAUGCUGAAGUGAGGACGGAGCUCCUGGCCAUUCAUUUCAGAGAGGCUGAACAUCCAGUGCUGCCCUUCCAAAGGAGGGCAGCGGAGGCCCUCUGAAAACAUGGCCAAAGUCUAAAGUCCCC
Aquila chrysaetos chrysaetos is the source of this 790-nucleotide messenger RNA. RefSeq lists its product as uncharacterized. The transcript is spliced from 5 exons. Gene Ontology annotation, cellular component: intermediate filament. The coding region runs from base 1 to 621 and encodes 206 amino acids. Lineage: Eukaryota; Metazoa; Chordata; Aves; Accipitriformes; Accipitridae. The record is from RefSeq and is a predicted model, not a curated record. Gene Ontology annotation, molecular function: structural constituent of cytoskeleton.